Molecule: messenger RNA, 1715 nt
Organism: Solanum verrucosum
Lineage: Eukaryota; Viridiplantae; Streptophyta; Magnoliopsida; Solanales; Solanaceae
Product: pentatricopeptide repeat-containing protein At4g18840
Exons: 2
Coding region: 58-1668 (536 amino acids)
Biological process (GO): RNA modification
Molecular function (GO): RNA binding; protein binding
Source: RefSeq, a predicted model, not a curated record
UAUAUCAAGCAGAACAAAUGCGGCUCCUAACAAGUAGUACCAAAACACAAUACUCAAAUGGCAGCAACUUCCCCAACACCAUCAACCCUCUCCUCCUUCUUAGAAAUGGCGAAUUCCAUCUCCGAACUCCACCAAGCUCACGCUGUCAUGCUCAAAACUGGCCUCUUUCGUGAUCCUUUUGCUGCUAGUCGCCUCUUGACUAAAGCCACUGUUCUUCCCAUAUCUUCCCCUGAAACCCUUUCAUAUGCACUCUCUGUUUUCACUCACAUUGAAGAACCCAACUCAUAUAUCUACAACACUAUCAUCCGUGCUUAUUCCACUAGCCCCUUUCCACAACUUGCACUCAUUAUCUUCCUCAAAAUGUUUAACUCUGUAAAUAAAGUGUUCCCAGAUAAGUACACUUUUACAUUCAUUGUAAAAGCUUGCGCUACUAUGGAAAAUGCUAAACAAGGUGAACAAGUUCAUGGAUUGGUGACAAAAAUUGGACUUGAGGAAGAUGUGUAUAUAUACAACACUUUGGUUCAUAUGUAUGCGAAAUGUGGGUGUUUUGGAAUUUCGCGUGGUAUGAUUGAUGGGUUGAUUGAAGAUGAUGUUAUAGCGUGGAAUGCAUUGUUGAGUGUGUAUGCGGAAAGGGGGUUGUUUGAAUUGGCGCGUGAGUUGUUUGAUGAAAUGCCUGUGAAGAAUGUGGAAUCCUGGAAUUUUUUGGUUUCUGGGUAUGUGAAUGUUGGGUUGGUGGAUGAAGCAAGGAAGGUGUUUGAUGAAAUGUUGGUGAAAGAUGUUGUGUCUUGGAAUGUUAUGAUUACUGGCUAUACUAAGGCUGAUAAGUUUAAUGAAGUUUUAACUCUUUUUGAGGAUAUGCUGAGAGCUAAAGUGAAGCCUGAUGAUUGUACACUUGUGAAUGUGCUGUCUGCUUGUGCCGGUGUUGGAUCUCUGAGCCAGGGAAAGUGGGUUCAUGCAUUUAUCGAGAGAAAUGGGAUUGCGGUUCACAAUUUUCUUGCUACUGCUCUUGUGGAUAUGUAUUGCAAAUGCGGAUGUAUUGAGAAAGGUUUAGAGGUGUUUAAUGGUACUUUGAGAAAAGAUAUUAGCACUUGGAAUGCAAUGAUUGCAGGGUUCAGCAACCAUGGGUAUUUGGAUGAUGCAUUAAAGACCUUCAAUGAGCUCAUUGCUGAUGGUAUCAAGCCAAAUGAAGUUACUUUUGUAAGUGUUUUGUCUACUUGCAGUCAAGGGGGCUUAUUAAGCGAGGGACGCAGGAUGUUUGAACUCAUGAUUAAUGAGUACAGAAUUCAGCCUACGCUUGUACAUUAUGGUUGUAUGGUUGAUUUACUUGGCCGGUUUGGAUUAUUAGAGGAGGCUGAAGAACUCGUAAGCAAAUUGCCUGUGAAAGAGGCUCCUGCAAUUUGGGAGUCCCUCUUGAGUGCUUCCAGAAGCCAUAAUGAUGUCGAAUUGGCAGAGCGCAUCGCUACCAAACUUUUAGAGGUUGAUCCUCGCGACAGUGCUGGUUAUGUUCAACUAUCAAAUGUCCUUGCAUCUAUGGGGAGAUGGGACGAUGUGAGGGAAGUGCGGAGAAAGAUGAGGAGCGAGGGGAUAACUAAAGAGCCCGGUUGUAGUAUGAUUGAAGUUGAUGGAGUUGUUCAUGAGUUCUUGGCUGGUGAAGGGAUAAUAUUGUAACAAGGACAAAAUACUUCUUCCUGCAACUGACAGAUGAUCCAAUCUGG